Messenger RNA from Alligator sinensis (Chinese alligator), 4327 nucleotides. RefSeq names its product SET domain containing 1A (gene SETD1A). Lineage: Eukaryota; Metazoa; Chordata; Crocodylia; Alligatoridae. Gene Ontology annotation, molecular function: protein binding; RNA binding; histone H3K4 methyltransferase activity. Gene Ontology annotation, cellular component: Set1C/COMPASS complex. The transcript is spliced from 19 exons. The record is from RefSeq and is a predicted model, not a curated record. Bases 168 to 4094 code for a protein of 1308 amino acids.
CGCCCCCCCCCCUCCCCCCCCGGGUCUCCAGGUUCCCCCCUAUUGCUGCCCAGGCCCUCACCCUCCUCUCCCGCACAGGCCUCGGGGCGCCGGGCACGGCAUGGAUUGAGCGAGCGCCCGCUGCCUCCCCACGCCCCACAGCACUCCAGCAGGGUAAAUGAGUCAGAAUGGACCAGGAGGGCGGGGGUGACUUCCCGAGAGCCCCCAAUGUCCCGUGGCGCAGCUACAAGCUGCUGGUGGACCCCGCGCUGCGCCGUGCCCCCCAGAAGAUCUACCGUUAUGAUGGCAUCCACUUCAGCGCCCCCGAUGCGCGGUAUGCCCCCGUGGAUGAGGUGCGGGACCCCCGGCACCGCCGCAUCUGGGCUAAGCACCGUGACCUCUCACUGCCUGUGCCCAAGUUCAAGCUGGACGAGUUCUACGUGGGGCAGAUCCCACUGAAAGAGGUGACCUUCGCCCGCCUCAACGACAACAUCAAGGAGCCCUUCCUGGCUGAGAUGUGCCGCAAGUACGGUGAGGUGGAGGAGAUCGAGAUCCUCUACCACCCCAAGACCCGCAAACACCUGGGCCUGGCCAAGGUGCUCUUUGCGAGCACGCGUGGCGCCAAGGACACUGUCAAGAACCUGCACAACACCUCUGUCAUGGGCAACCUCAUUCACGCCCAGCUCGACAUCAAAGGCCAACAGCGCAUGAAGUACUACGAGCUGAUCGUGAACGGGGCCUACACCCCACAGACUGUGCCCACAGGCGGCAAGGCCCUCAGUGAGAAGUUUCUGGGCUCUGGCACCCCGGCUGACACGCCAGAGUCCCGGAGGCGCCAGUCCACGGACAACUCAUACCCUGGCAAUGCCCUGGCGUCGACGCCCGGCAACGGCACCCCCUGCUCCCAGGACACCCCAUACUCCAGCGGGCGCCAGGAUACACCCUCAUCCUAUGGCCAGUACACACCGCAGUCGUCCCAGGGGACCCCCUACACGCCUCGCGGGGGCACACCGUACUCCCAGGACUCGGCCUACUCCAGCAGACCACCGCCACCCCCACCAGGGGCUGAGGAGCCUCCCACUGCCUCACCUGCCCGCCCAGGCUCGCCAGCGCCUGAGGACACACCAGAAAGUGUGCCCUUCACCCAGCACAGCAGCCUGGACUCACGCAUUGAGGCGCUGCUCAAGGAGCAGCGCUCCAAGUUCUCCUUCUUGGCCUGCGAUGCUGAGGAUGAGGAGGGGGCAGUGGCAGUGGCAGUGGGCACGGUGGGGACAGCAGUGGCAGCAGCAGGGGGCGCCCUGCCCAGCACAGCGGUGGCACCUGAGCCUCAUGGGCCCUGCACACCGCCCCCUCCUCCCCCUGGCAGCUUCGAAGACGUGGCGCCUGAUGGGCCCGGAGACUCGCCCAAGGCCAACGGGCAAGAUGGGGCCUCACCGCGCUCAUCAGGCGAGGACAUGGAGAUCUCGGAAGAUGAGGCAGAGGACACGGCACCCGCCCCCCUGGACCCGCCGUUCCCUGGCCUGGCACACGUGCCCCUGGGCAUUUCGGCCUUCGGUGCCCCCCGGCCCCCGGAGCCACCCCCGCCACCGCCCACUUACCCCCUGCAACCCCUCAUGUCCGUGUCCCUGCCCCAUUUAGCAGGCACCGACGCUGACUAUGGAGUGGCGGACUACACGGGUAGCUAUGACUACGCCAACUCCCUGGAGCUGAUGAGCCGACUGGGGGCGCAAUGGGGCGGUGUGCCCAUGUCCUUCCAGAUGCAGACUCAUGUACUGAGCCGCCUGCGCCAGCUGCGCCAGGCCAAGACGCCCUACGAGGCAGAGGCAGCCCCUGCACCUGUCUGGCCCGGUGCCUGGGACACCACCUGCUAUGCCCCAGCCUACAGCGGCACUGGGCGGCACUACAGCUUUGCUGCGGCUGAGCUGGGUGAUGAGUGCCCACCGGGCACAGAACCCACACCGCUGCCCGCACCGCCUGCCUGGGGGGCUGCCCCCCGCGCCCCCCAUGCCGCCACGGUGGAGAGCGUGCUGGCCGCCCUCAUCCAGGAGAUGAAGAGCACCAUGCAGCGCGACCUCAACCGCAAGAUGGUAGAGAAUGUGGCCUUCAGCACCUUCGACAAGUGGUGGGAACGCAAGGAGCAGAAGGCCAAGCCCUUCCAGACAGCGGCCAAGCAGGCGGCCAAGGAGGAGGAGAAGGAGAAGGCCAAGCUGCGUGAGCCGGGGCUGCUGUCCCUCGUCGACUGGGCCAAGAGUGGUGGUACCGUGGGCAUCGAGGCCUUUGGGUUUGGGGCUGGCCUGCGCGGCGCCCUGCGCCUGCCCUCCUUUAAGGUGAAGAGGAAAGAGCCCUCGGAGAUCUCAGAGAACAGCGAAGAGAAACGCCCGCGGCCCUCCACGCCGGCCGAGGACGAUGACGAUGACAAGGAAGGCCCGGGGGGUGCCAAGGCCCCGAAGCGGGAUGAGGAGUGGGUGAAGGGCCCUGGGAAGCGCCGCAAGCUCUUCUGCCUGGACAGCGAGGGUGAGGAGGCCUCCGAGGACUCGUCCUCUGAGAAGGAGGAGGAGGAUGACGAGGCAGAAGAGGAGGAGGAGGAGGCACAAGCCGAGGAGGAAGAUGCCGGGCGCAGUGACAAGGAGUCAUCGGAUGAUGAGGCGGCUAGCGAGGACUCCUCCAAAUACUCGCUGUAUGAGGAGUCGGACGAGGACAGCGCCAGCACCUCGGACUCGGACACCAGCUCCUCGUCCUCCUCCUCCUCGUCCUCGUCCUCCUCCUCCUGCGCCGGGGAUGAGAGCCCUGGGGACAUGGGCAACAAGGCCGCACCAGCCCCUCGACCUCCUGCACUGGCCCCCGAGCUGCUGCCACCGCCACCGCCACCACCACCGCCUCCCAAGGACCACCCGCCUGAGCACAACUACGCCUUGGCCCUGCGGGCCCCGCCCCCGCCCAAGCGGGCCCCGCCCCUGCCUGAGGCCCCAACCCCUGGCGACCUGCUGCCACCUGAGCUCUGUGGCGGCCAUGAGAUCCUCGAAGCCCCCGAGGAGGUGGUGGGUGAAGCGGCGGUGGCCAUCUUGGAUGAGGGCGCCAGCUCAGACAGUGAUGAGGAGGAUGAGGAUGAGGACAGUGGCAGCAGCAGCGGCGGGAGCAGCAGCAGCAGCGAGGAGGAUGCAGGGGCAACGCGGCGCCGCACCCUGCGCUCCCACGCCCUGCCCCCGGCUCCGCCCCCUCCUGCGGCCCCGCCCACCUUCGAGCCCCGCAGCGAGUUUGAGCAGAUGACCAUCCUGUAUGACAUCUGGAACGCCGGGCUGGACCUGGAGGACGCCCAGUACCUGCGACGCACCUAUGAGCAGCUGCUGCAGGCCGAUCGCGCCACCGACUGGCUCAAUGACACCCACUGGGUGCCCCAUACCAUUACCAACACAGUGGUGCCCAAGCGGAAGCGGCGCUGGCCCGAGGUGCGGGAGCACCAGACAGGCUGUGCCCGCAGUGAGGGCUACUACCCAAUCAGCAAGAAGGAGAAGGACCGGUACCUGGACCUGUGCCCCGCCACUGCCCGCGAGCCCGAUGCCCCUGACACCCAGGGCACCAACCGCAUCCUUUCGGAGCGGCGCUCAGAGCAGCGGCGCCUGCUCAGUGCCAUCGGCUCUGCAGCCCUGCUGGAUAGUGACCUGCUGAAGCUCAACCAGCUCAAGUUCCGCAAGAAGAGGCUGCGGUUUGGGCGCAGCCGCAUCCACGAGUGGGGGCUGUUCGCCAUGGAGCCCAUCGCCGCCGACGAGAUGGUCAUCGAGUAUGUGGGGCAGAACAUCCGACAGGUGGUGGCCGACAUGCGGGAGAAGCGUUACGCACAGCAGGGCAUUGGCAGCAGCUACCUCUUCCGCGUCGACCAUGACACCAUCAUUGACGCCACCAAGUGCGGCAACCUGGCGCGCUUCAUCAACCACUGCUGCACACCCAAUUGCUACGCCAAGGUGAUCACCAUUGAGGCGCAGAAGAAGAUCGUGAUCUACUCGAAGCAGCCAAUCGGGGUGAACGAGGAGAUCACCUAUGACUACAAGUUCCCCAUUGAGGACAACAAGAUCCCCUGCCUGUGCGGCAUGGAGAACUGUCGCGGCACCCUCAACUGAGCCCCACCCCCUAUUUAUUUGCCCUGCCCCCCUCCCAGGCAAAGCCUGCCUCAGUUUCCCCUCCACCAAGUGGCCCCAGGAUGCUUUGAGGUUGGUCAGGUGGAGUGGCUUCCUUGUUCAAAGGAAAUCUCUCCCGUUGUCCCCCUGGGCUGCCUCGGUUUCCCCUCUCCAACCAAAUUCCCCAGAGUCCUUUCAGGUGGGGGGAGCUUCCUCACCCAUUCUCACCCUGGGCU